AUGGUUUGCAUCCGCAGAGCCACCAUUGAUGACCUCUUGGCUAUGCAAGCUUGCAAUCUUUUCUGUUUGCCAGAAAAUUACCAGAUGAAGUACUAUUUCUACCACAUACUUUCCUGGCCCCAGUUGCUCUAUGUUGCCGAAGAUUACAAUGGCAAAAUCGUGGGAUAUGUGUUGGCUAAGAUGGAGGAGGAGAGCACCGAGUGCCACGGCCAUAUUACUUCCCUUGCUGUUCUUAGGACUCACAGGAAGCUGGGUUUGGCCACUAAGCUCAUGACUGCUGCCCAAAACGCCAUGGAACAGGUUUAUGGAGCUGAGUAUGUGUCAUUGCAUGUCCGGAAAAGCAACAGGGCUGCGUUUAAUCUUUACACACAGACGCUAGGAUACAAAAUUCAUGAUGUGGAGGCCAAGUAUUAUGCAGAUGGGGAGGAUGCUUAUGAUAUGAGGAAGCAGUUGAAGGGCAAGAAGCACCAUCACCACCACCACCAUCAUCACCAUCACCACGGUGGAGGCUGUUGCGCUGGAGAUGCAAAGGUGGAGGCGAAAGCAGAUGUGAAAGUUGAAGGUAAGGCGAGUGAGACAGAGGCCAAGGCAGAAUAA
This is a messenger RNA of Oldenlandia corymbosa var. corymbosa, 597 nucleotides long. The record is from the annotation of a GenBank genome assembly. Lineage: Eukaryota; Viridiplantae; Streptophyta; Magnoliopsida; Gentianales; Rubiaceae.